Camellia sinensis is the source of this 2422-nucleotide messenger RNA. It is a transcript of the gene ORG1, whose product is annotated as OBP3-responsive protein 1. Lineage: Eukaryota; Viridiplantae; Streptophyta; Magnoliopsida; Ericales; Theaceae. The record is from RefSeq and is a predicted model, not a curated record. Gene Ontology annotation, biological process: protein phosphorylation. Gene Ontology annotation, molecular function: protein kinase activity; ATP binding.
AGAGAUAUUUGGAGUUGGGGCAGACGUAGACAUGCGAGGGACUCAUGGCGAAACGUUUCUAGCGUUCUCUCCCACGCAACUCUCACACGCUUCUUUUCUCUCUCUUUCUAUUUCUACGUAUACAUCUAUGUAUCUAUGUUUAUAUAUAUCGUCGCUCUCACCUUCGUUCUCAUCUCCGAAUCCUCUCUAGUAUUAGUUCACUUUACCAGUCAACGAUCUCUCAUUACAUAUCAAUGGCGUUGUGUGGGAUUGGCUGGUGUCCAAGUCGGGAAAGUGUUGAAGUACCAAAUCUUAUCUUUAAUUUGUCGACAAGACCGAUCAGACCAGCUUUUGUUCGUUUGAUGGGUAAAUAUGAUUAUUCAAGUCCAAUAAGAAGCCCAAGAAUAAGAUGCUCAUUAUCAAGGACAAAUGCAACUCCAUUGGAGUCCGAGGAGAGUGCCAGUGCCACUUUCUCAGAUUCUUUGGAGGAAGAAUUGGGUCAUGUUAUGAAGUUCAAGAUGUCUGAUUUUAAGAUUCGUGAUCGGGUUAGCAUUGGCCUCAGUGGGAGGGCGGAUGAGAUAGUUUUUGAAGCGGUGUUGAAGGAUGUUCAUAGCCCGUUGCAUAACUCAAGAGUCGUGCUACGGCGACUUACCAGUGCUCAAGCUCAGCGUAGAGGGAAACGAGCAAUAGAGGUAUUAAAGAAGCUAGCUCGCCGUAGACUUAUGUAUCAUUCUUACUCGAUGCAAGUUCAUGGUUAUGUUGACCCAUCUACAAGUGGUGAUUAUGGUUCAUUUACCAUAGUUCACGGGUAUCACGGCAGUUUUUCUUUAAGACAUUGGCUUCAACAGUCAGAUUGGCUUCCAACAUUAGAAGCUACUCUUGCUUUAGAUGAGGAAUCUGUUAGGAGGGUGGGAGAUGACACAAUUGGAGGACCUGCUGUUUCUCGACAGUUGCGCCUUAUUCGAAUUCUAAUGAGGGAUCUCUUGAUUGGAGUGAAUUACUUACACAGCCAUGGACUUGCUCACACAGAGUUGAGGUUGGAGAAUGUGCAUAUUAGCCCUGUGGAUAGACAUAUCAAAGUAGGUAUACUAGGAAAUGCUGCUGAUUUUUAUGAUAACAAUCCAAAUACCAGCACAAUGGAUGGUAACAUGGAUAGACGACAAAUGAUGAUUGCCUUCGACAUGAGGUGUGUUGGAUUCAUGAUCGCAAAAAUGGUGUUGCGGGAACUUAUGGAACCAUUGAUAUUCACAAAGUUCAAAUCAUUCCUCACAAAGGGAAAUGAUCCUUCCUGCUUGCGUGAGUUUCUACUGCAAACUCUUGGUAGGAAUUCCUCAUCUGGGAAUGCUGGACUUCAAAUACUUGAUCGAAACUGGGGUGCAGGUUGGAACCUGCUGUCCUUACUUCUUGCGAGCAAGCCUUCUGAGAGAAUAAGUUGUUUAGAUGCUUUGAGACACCCAUUUUUGUGUGGACCGAGAUGGCGGGUAGACCCAACUAUGGACAUCAUUAGAUGGGGUCUGGGUUCAACAGCGGUUAAAAUUACAGAGGAAUACAUUUAUGGCCAUCAACAGCGUAGUAGGCUUGCGCACUUCAUCGAAUUAAUGGAGAUGUUGAAUCCACACCCGAAACCAAAGAAUUGGUUGGCCUUGCUGCCAGGAAAAUGGCGGCUGUUGUACUGCACGGGAAGGCACAUAGGAUUGACCCUUCGGCAGCCUCCUUCCAGAGUCCUCAUUGGCGAUGUACAUCUGACUGUAAACAGCACAUCAAAGCUAAACACAACCUUUUCAUUCUCCUCUGACAUUAGUUUCACGGUGUUGAUUGGUCAAGAUUGGCCUCACGAUAAGACAGGAGUAGUUGGGAAAUUGGGGGUGAACUCAUCUUUCCAAUUAACAGCGGGUAGACGACAAUAUCUUAAUGAAGAAAAGGUCGCAACAACAUUUCUCCCGUCACCACCACCAAAAACCCAUGAUUUUGUAGCUAAAAAACUCUCUGGUAAAAGAUGGAGGAAAGCAAUUCCUUUUAAGGAGUUCCCAUCGAGCCUUCCUGUAACUAAACUCAUCUCCAAUGAAGUUGAGGUCACACUGAGUCUCAAUGAUCCAUUAGGGAAGAAUGUCGACAGUGCCAAAAACGCGGUUCAUGAAGUCAGGACACAAGUUCCACCUGAAAUGUUUGAUCUCUCGAAAGUAGUCUGUGGAACAUAUGUCGACACUAGGCUGCUGGUUCUCCGUGGGGUGAGUGGAUCAGCACUCUUUUUUACUAGGUCUUGUGCAAAUGAAAACUGUAGAUGACAGUUCCUUUGUGUUUUGUGCGAUAGGCAGGGGAAGUAACAAUGUAUCAUUGGUUUGUAAAUACCUUACUGAUUUCCCUCCUCAGAGGUUAAAAAAGUUUGGCAGUGUACUUUUCUCCUAAUUGCAUUUUUAGUACUAUAGAAUGGGUUAGUUUUGCA